AUGAAUUCUGCAUCAAGUAACUUUCAGUGCACAACUCUACUACCGGAUUGUCUAAAUUCUAAUGCUUUAAAAACAUCAUCAUUAUAUAUGAGACGAUGGAGAAGGCGUCAGUGUAUAAAGUUGGAGACAGAUCGAAUUGAAGGACAACAAUGUCAACAACCACAACAACGACAAAAACCACUAUAUGAUGAUUUCGUUUCAAACACGAAUCAUUUCCAAAAUGCAAGUGUUAAUCUUAAUCAAUGUGUGGACGAUAUUCAUAGGACAAAUUCCGUAUUAGCAAUUAAUGAACUUUCAAAUUGUAGGGGUGAUACUUCCAUUACUACUUCUACUAUUGACGUCAUUAAUACUAAUAGUGAUAAUAAUAAUAAUAGUGAUCGAAGUUAUCAGUCAUUGACUACAAACACUUUAGUCGCUAAUCGAUCGAAUACAGAUCCUGAGUUUUGUAUGGUAUCUAAUUCGACGCCGUUAAUGUUUAAUGGUGGUGUAACAUCUCCUGGAAAUUUUAAAAAAAUAUUAAUUGAUCGAUACUUAUUGAGCCAAUCAAUGUCACAUUGUGGUACAAUCUAUGAAUCAAUCAAUCCAUUUACUAACAUGGUACAUGUCCCAUUAUUGCAAGAAGAACAGACAGAUUUGAGCAAUGAAAAAGCUAUGAAGGUACCGUUAAAUGCAGAUACGAAUUAUCACUUGGAAACUAAAAGUACUAUACCUGAAGAGUUGAUCAAUAGAAAGGAAUCUAAUUCAUCGGACAAUCAAAUCAGAAAUUUCCAGUCUCUCUUGAGAAAGUUGCUUUGUGAUAUUUUAACCAGUGAACUAUUGGCUAAUAAAUAUAAAGAUAAACCGUACAUGAUUCAGUCAACAGUUUCUUCCAAUCACAAGAGAGAUUGUAACACAUUAAAUCCAAAUGUUACUUUACAGAAUCCUAUCAACACCAUCAAUGACAGGAUUUACAAUCCUGAUUCUUCAAAUACUGAGACAAAACUGUCUUUUAAUAGCGAAAAUUAUGAGGAAGCUAUUUCAACUCCAUGUUUUGAUCCUAAUGUGGGACAUGAGUUCUUGAAUGAAUUACAAUCACUAUUGCGCAAUAACUGUUAUUCAAACGGUAUGAAGGCAAGUGAUCAUCAACCAACUGCAAUGCAAAUUUUAAGUCAUGUGAAGAAUAGUUCAUUGUAUACAUGCUUGGGCAGUUCAAAAUCAUCAUUAUUGAAAAUUAAUCCAAACAAUCAAUUAACAACUCCUUUACUUGGUAUGCGUAAUUCAGUUGAUAAGUUAUUGUGUCCAGAAGUGAUUAAGAAAAAUUCAGUGGAUGCUAGUAAACCAAAACAUUCACAAAAAUCAUUUUGUCAUUCAUUAGCAGAGACAUCUAUUAGUCGAAUUUCAAAGGAUUCCAUAAGUAAUAACAAUACUGUUAAUACUACUACCACUACUACUGUAUCCUCUCCUGAUUUUUUACAUUCACUUAAUUGUUCAGUAAAAAAUCCUAAUAUUCGAAAUUCAACGUUAAAUUCUUUAUUGUUGGUAUGUAGUCAACCAUGUACAACAAUGUCAAUUGAUUCAGAAUUAUCGACGUUAACUUCAUCGACAUGUAAAACUCACAAACAGCAACAAUAUCCAUCAGUUGAAACAUCCGUAUCGCAUCCUUCAAGUCCUUUAUUCAAAUAUCGACAUCCAAUGGAUGAUCACAAAUUUUCGACUACAUCUCAUCAUUCAUCAUUAUUAUCAUCAAUUCAUAUUACGCCAGAAAAAUGUUUUCACACCACUAUUAUUACUUCUACCACUCCUAUUACUACUAUUAUUACCACUAAUUCGAAAAUAAGUGAACAAACUAAUACACAUCAGUCUCAUUUACCUUUUACAAUCACUUCAAUUAGUCCUACUCAAAUAAAUACCACUAAUGUUAGUCAGAUUUCUAUGUUUAAUGAUAAUAAUAAUAGUAAUGAUAAUAAUCUCGUUCAAAAUUAUUCCAACCUACAAUUUAUGGACAUUGAUAAUUAUCAAUGUAAAAAUUCAUCAAACUAUAAACAAACUGUGUCGAAUAGUACUAAUAAUUGUACUACGUUUAACACAUUUUCAUCCGUACCAACACUUAAUUCUAAUAAACAUAGUAAUACUACUUCUACUACUACUACUACUGCUACUACUAAUGAUACUAACAAGAGUAGUAGUAUUAAUAGUUCACUUAUUCAGCAUAGAACUUCAAAUGGUUUGUUUGUAUGCAUGGUAUGUUCUCGUCAGUUUACUCGUUCCGAUAUGCUUGUAAGACAUGCUAAUGUGCAUACAGGUCAUAAACCAUUUGAAUGUACAAUAUGUGGUCAAGCAUUUAGUCGAUCUGAUCAUUUAUCUACACAUCAACGAACACAUACUGGUCAAAAACCGUAUCAAUGUUCAUUAUGUUAUUAUUCUGCAUCUCGACGUGAUAUGAUUACCAGACACUUAAGAGUACAUCAAAGAAAAGGCCAAAUAGUUUCAACCAAUGAAAGUGGUGGAGCUUUGAAAUUACAUUUUACUAUAAACAUUUCACAGCCUUCUAAGUAUUCUCCGAAACACAAAGGAGACAGAAAUACUAAUUCUCUAGCGAAUGUAACAGAUAAUCAUUCUGCAGUGAUAUCACAGUCUUCUCAUCUCAAUAGUUUUCAUUAG
Molecule: messenger RNA, 2640 nt
Organism: Schistosoma rodhaini
Lineage: Eukaryota; Metazoa; Platyhelminthes; Trematoda; Strigeidida; Schistosomatidae
Source: the annotation of a GenBank genome assembly